AUGUCGGGCUUGCCUGAAAUGAUGCGAGAGGCCCAUCAAAAGCAGAAUGCCUUAGCAGACGGCUGCAUUCAAGUUAUCAUACCCCCGAGCAUUGACGAUAGUGCUCAAAAAUACCAUCAUCGCUUCGAUCAAAAAGCAGAGUGGUUUCGAGUGACUAUGGCCAGCCAGACUGCGCAAGGCGAAGAACCUAUCCUGCAAGUUUCUGACCGUUUCAAGAAACUCUGCAAUCCGAGUGCUCACUACAGCCUCGGACAGUAUCCAAGCCUGGUGUCUUUUAUCGGGGACACCGGAGUCGGAAAGUCAACUCUUGUGCGUGCAAUGAACACAGUAGGCAUCGUCGACCAAAUGCAGACGUUAGGGAUUAUGGACUGGAGCCAGGUGUUUGGCUGCCAGCUCCAUGGUCCUGUCACACGAUCGACGUCCGGGAAGAAAUCAACGCGCCCAACGUCGGUCGGGGUCCACCUGUAUCGAGACCAGGUGUUGGCACACGUCAAAGAUGACCAUGGCAAUCAAGAGGAUGUGCCGAUUCUCUAUGCGGACUGCGAAGGAUUCUCCGCCGGAAGUAUGAAGACUGAUGCUGAGAGGAGUACCUCUAGCAACAUUCAGGUUGCUUCCGGGACUGGAGCUGUUUCCAUCAGCUCGCAGGUUUCACAAUCCAGACCGCAAACUGAGGCAAUCGUACUUCCUGAAGCUCAACCUAUUGUUGGCAUGGAGGGCCCUCUCCUGAUGGACCUCGUCAUCAAGACCCCUGGCUUUAAAGAGUUGGGAAAGACCAGUGCAGACGUAUUCUAUGCACGCUUUCUCUAUGCCUUUAGCGAUGUUGUCGUAUUUGUGAUAAACGAGGAACAGAAGAUGAAGCGAGAAAUGCAGCGGCUGCUUGAGUGGGCUGUGUCUGCAGUCAAGACUUCAGUACGGAGAAGCUCACCAAGGACCUUACUUGUUGUUCGCAACGGGCCAAGGGACCAUCAUGACUCCUUCUAUGACGAUGUCGACCUCAAAAAUGAGAUGUUCAACGAUUUCGGUGAAAUUUGGGAUGACUCGCGUAUACUGUCCGAAUACAAGAUCAAGCACGACUUGCAAUGCAGCCGCACAGAGGACAAAAUACAUGAUAAUGACCAGUACUUUGGACUCUUCUUCCGCCAAACGAAGAUUUGCUACAUCCCAAGCAUGCAGAAUAGACAGCCCCCUGAUCGCGUAUACCAGCAGUACUCGCACCUCCGCAAAUUGAUUGUCGAGGGAGUCCAGUCAGCUCAAAAAGCCAGAUCUAAAUCGUACUUCCGGCACGACGUAGCGUCGGCGAUCAACUUGACCAAUCGAGCGUUUAGACAUUUUGCAGAAUAUGAUGAACCAUUCGAUUUCCACGUCGCUGCAAGGAAAGACAAUCCCACACCCAUAUCCAUUCCCGGUCACAUAGCAAAUCUGUUGCGCCAUCUAGGAACCACAGUGGAGAAAUUCGCCAAAUUCGAGAUUAUUGUUGCGAUUGGCCUGGUAGCGUACAACUACAGAUCGUCUGCGCUCGGCCGCGAGCCGGAAGAGAUCUUUGACGAUGGCCUGCGAGAGCUGUGCUACAAGGGACUUCAGAUCUACCAAAAGCAGUUCCUGAGGUGCGCUCUCUGGAUGGACGAUGGAACCAGAUGCGUCAACUAUGCUUACAACCAUGAACACCACGAGAGUGGGAAAAACCUCAUCUGGAAAGGCUCGAUUGACCGGUCGAGUUUUGAGAAGGAGAUGUCUGUUGUAGUUGCCGACAUCAAGAAAGCUUUCAUUGACUUCUACUCGGAGCUGUGGAAUGUCAGUGCUCAGCAUGGGGCUCCUACCCUCGAAAGAACGUCAGCAUACCGACUCAGGAUCCUCGGCCGGGAACGAACCUUGCCAGAUGCUCCCAUCGCACGGGUCGGCACUCUGAGAUCAGAGGACUUCAACAAACCGGACGGAGUGUGGUCAACUGUGAAAAGUAAUAUGUCCUGCUUUGCUUGUCUCCAAUACGCGCCUGACCAUGUUCUGCCCUGCGGACACGGGUUUUGUGAGGAUUGCAUAAAGGAUUUCGGCAAGGUGCUUCCACAAAGCAGCUAUCAUUAUGCUUUGGACGAAUGCAUUCUAUGCGCCACAACAGCAGUUCAAUGGCACACACAACAGAAGAGAGAGACGUGGCAACCUGAGCGAGCGGCUGCAGAUGGCAGCUUAUUAGAGGGACUUUCUCCGCUACCGCAAAUUGCCCGACUCAACCCUCGAUGUGGAGGCAUCAGAGUACUCACUCUUGACGGCGGCGGUGUCAGGGGCAUUAUUGAGCUUGCUCUAAUCGAAAAGAUCGAGCAGAGGACAGGUUUGAAUCUCCCGAUUUCGGAAUUCUUUGACCUGGUGGUCGGCACGAGCACAGGGGGCAUCAUCUCACUAGCUAUCACGAGUUCGACAAAAGACAGCAGCUCAGUUGGACUGUCCGCUAAGUUCCUCAAACUUGCCGAAGUGGUUUUCAAGAAAGACCGCUUCGGCGAGCUGUGGAAAGUAGAUCCUCUCAACCUAGUUAACAAGUCCAAAAUUGCAAACAUCAUGAUGGCUCUGCGACUCAUCAAAAGUCGCUACAAAAGCGGAAAUCUCAAGGCUAGCUUGCUUGAGUUCUUUGACAAGGAUCAGCCUAUCUUCGGCGGAGCGGUGACAACUUGUAAGCAGAGAACAACACGGGUUGCGGUUACGAGCACGAGUGAUGGCGAGCCUUGCCUCUUCACGAAUUACAGUCGCGCGUCAUAUGAUCGCGAGGACUUGUCAGACCGCGACCACUUGGUGGACAACAAGGGGUUUGAGCGGCAGGACAACCCUGAGAAUGAAGCCCGAGUGUGGGAAGCGGCCAUGGCGACGUCCGCCGCGCCAGGAUACUUUCGUGAAUGGCGGAUCGAUGAUCCAGAGAACAGAAGGCAAGGGAAGGUCCCUUUCAGAGACGGGGCGUUGCACUCGAAUCUUCCCGUUCAAUGUGCUCUCGAAGAGCAAGACAGAAUCUGGCCUGCGCACAAGGGCUACAAGAAGCCAUUGGACAUUCUCGUGUCUCUGGGUACGGGCAAACAGCUCAAGGACACAAAGAUUCCUGGGUGGAUGAAGUUCGCAGGGGUUGAAGACGUUGCGGCAGCAUACUACAAGAACGUCGUCAAUACAGACGCCGUGUGGGAGGCGUUUGCCAAGAGCCAGAGCAAGAACUUUUCGCCUCAUCGCCAUUUUCGGUUAACAAUCAAUUUGGAGGAGCCCGUCGGGCUUGACGAAUGGGACAAGAUGCGCGAACUCAUCGAGAAGGUCAGCAAGGAGUACGCGGCGUCCGAGAAAUCGAAACGCCCAACCGGCCUGUGGAAUCAGGUCGAAACGGUGGCGUACAAGCUCACGGCGGCGUUGUUGUUCUUCGAGCCCGAGCGGUGCGACUCGGUCCCUUUGCGCGGUAGAGGCCGGGAGGAAAUCAGUGGCAACAUUCUCUGCAGGCUACAGACGCCUAGCGUCGCGUUGCGCAACCUCAUCUACCGUAUCGAUGGAUUCCACCACCAGACUGCCAAUCGGCACGAGACGCCCAUCCACCUGCGUAGAGACUGGAAGGACGCCCUCCUGCUGGCCGAGAGGACAAACCAGCCCUUCGCGAUCCCUUGUCGUCUGGACAACACGGAGGGCGACACCGUUCCGCAGAGCUUGCUCGUGAAGCUGAAGCCUCCAGCUGAGGCGGGACGGGCGGUCUCAUGCCCCAUCAGCGGGUUUCCUGUGACGUACAAGGAGUUGAAGGCGGGCAUGUUGCAGAGGGGUAUCCAGUGA
Messenger RNA from Cladophialophora psammophila CBS 110553, 3780 nucleotides. RefSeq lists its product as uncharacterized. Gene Ontology annotation, biological process: arachidonate metabolic process. The transcript is spliced from 4 exons. The coding region runs from base 1 to 3780 and encodes 1259 amino acids. NCBI's taxonomy places the organism in Eukaryota, Fungi, Ascomycota, Eurotiomycetes, Chaetothyriales, Herpotrichiellaceae. The record is from RefSeq and is a predicted model, not a curated record. Gene Ontology annotation, cellular component: membrane.